Molecule: messenger RNA, 369 nt
Organism: Coniophora puteana RWD-64-598 SS2
Lineage: Eukaryota; Fungi; Basidiomycota; Agaricomycetes; Boletales; Coniophoraceae
Product: DUF1960-domain-containing protein
Exons: 4
Coding region: 1-369 (122 amino acids)
Source: RefSeq, a predicted model, not a curated record
AUGGUCAAGGCCCUUACGAAAGUCGUCUACAAGCCCGACACCCAGUCAACCGAUGAAUUCAUCGCCAUCGUUAACCCCGCUGAGUACAAGAAAUGGAAAGAAGGUAUGAGCAUCGCUCUCUCUGAAGUCGUAGACUCGUUUGACGUCUUCCACUCGAACCAGGGAUCGCAAGGUCUCCUCGGUAAACCCUCGAAUCAACAACUUGACACUGUCUUUGGCACGCACAAGGACGUUGAUGUCAUUAUGCAAGUGCUUGAGAAGGGCAGGGAGCAAGCAAGCGAGGGCUUUGGCUCAGGCAUGUUCAACCCCAACCAGACAAGAGGAAGUGCUGUUGUGGACAGCAGGGGUAGAGGCCUCACUGGCAUUUAA